UUUUACCAAACUCCCGAAGGAGGAGAACAGCACAGCAUUUGAAAUUACGAGAAUAACAGCUCUCUUCCUCACCGAGACUACAUAAGCAUACUCCAUGUAACAGAUCCCAAUUGCAUAUCAUAUUCCAUCAAUGGCGAAGCAAUAAUCCGAAACUUCUCUUGAAGCUCCACUAUGGAAAGCAGAAAAAGCUCUCAAAUCAACAACAAUGGCGGCGUUGUUUCAUCGCCACCACCUUCAAACCAAAGACCUGAAAAAUUCGCAGUAUAUCGAAACCCAGCUCUUUCUGCCGCCCUUACAACCUCUACUGCUCGCCCUUCUUUCUCUUCUUUGCUUUUCCUGUUCGUUCUCUCAUCUGCUUCUGCAUUUGCCUUCUUUGCCUUUUCUUCCAGUUCCAGUGUCAUUGACAAGUUUGAAGGCAGAAAUGUUUCUGAGGAGAUAGCUUACUUAUUGGUCAAAUUAGCCAAGAUUGUGGCAGUUUUAGCUUUCAUGGGAUCUUCUGCAGCGCUAAUCAAAGCUAUUACCCUUACGAGAGCUAAAACUGGUGCUGGUGUUGUAGUCACAACUUCGUCUUCUGGGACCAAGAUUGAAACCUGUCUUUCAGAUCGUCAAUUGCAUCUCCUUGGACUGAAGAAGUCAGACAAGGUCGUACUAGAGGCGUCUGGAAAACCACCAGUCUCUAAAUCACGAGCACCGACAACUCCUUUAGACCCCCUUUACCCACUUCACCAGCAAGCCACCAGUUCAAGUCGUCCAUCGCGAGUUGGUUCUGAAAAAUCCUGUGCUGCUGCUAAAAGUAAAGUUUUUGUUCCUUCAAAAUCAUCAAAUUCUCCAACUUCCCAUGCUGUGUCACCUAUCUCACCCCAGCUAUCAUCAUCCAAGACCUCUAAUGGUUUGGAUCAGUUGGUAUCUACACCUUGGUCAAAGAAGCGAGCUUCUCCUGCUAAAGAAAUUCUAACAGAAGAUGAACUCGAGCAUUUUCUGGCAGACAUGGACAAGGAAAUCACUGAAACAGCUGAGAAAUUGACAACUCCUCCAACCAGGACUGGGUUCAGCAUAAGUAGUCCAAGUACAAUUUCAGGUUCAGCUAAUACAUCUGGAACAACGAGAACAACACCUUUGAGGCCUGUUCGGAUGUCACCUAGUUCGCAGAAGUUCAAGACACCUCCAAAGAAAGGAGAAAGUGAUAUUCCAACUCCUAUGUCAAUGGAAGAGUCAAUUGAAGCUCUUGAGUAUCUAGGCAUCUACCCGCAGAUUGAGGAGUGGCGAGACCGUUUGCGGCAAUGGUUUUCCUCUGUUUUACUGUGUCCUCUGCUAAGUAAAAUUGAAAAUAGUCAUAAUAAGGUAAUGCAAGCUGCUGCUAAAUUAGGGAUAUCAGUUACAGUGACUUCGGUGGGCAGUAAUGCUUCUGAUACUGGAGCUUUUAGCAUGUCUUCAGUGGACCGUGCAAAGGAGUGGCAGUCAGCAUUAUCUCAAGAUGAAGAUGGGCUUCUUCACCAGCUACGGGCUUACCUUGUGCAAGCUUUAGAUGCAGCCACCCAGCAGUCAAGUUUGGCCAAUCAGCAGCAAUCCCUGCAGCAGAGUUCAUAUCUUCCUAUCAUACAGGAGUGCGUGGAUGCCAUCACAGAACACCAGAAGCUGCUGGCUUUGACAAAGGGAGAGUUAAUCAAGGGCCUGUUACCACAAAGUAGUAUUCCAGCUGAAUAUACAGUCCGGAGAAUCAAGGAAUUGGCUGAAGGAACUUGCUUGAAAAAUUAUGAGUACAAACAAAAAGAAGAGGCUUCGGAUAAAGCCAAGAAUAAGUGGACUCUUGAGCUUCCAUCUGACUCACAUUUGCUGCUGUAUCUUUUCUGUGCUUUCCUGGAGUAUCCUAAAUGGAUGCUACAUGUUGAUCCUUCUUAUUCUGGAGCUCUGUCUAGCAAGAAUCCUUUAUUUCUGGGUGUUCUUCCUCCUAAAGAAAGGUUCCCAGAAAAGUAUAUAGCUGUAUUAUCAGUUGUUCCCUCAACUCUUCAUCCUGGAGCCAGUGUCCUAGUUAUUGGAAGACAAUCUCCUCCAGUGUUUGUGAUGUAUUGGGAUAAGAAGUUGCAGUUCUGUCUUCAGGGAAGAACUGCUCUAUGGGAUUCCGUCUUGCUUCUAUGUCACAGGAUAAAAGCUUCCUAUGGUGGGCUUGUUCGUGGUAUUCACCUCAGCUCCACUGCAUUGAGCAUCCAGCCUCUUCUAGAAUCUGUCGAAGACGAUUGAAUUUUCCGAGCAUCCUUAUUCAAUGUUUAUGGUGCAUCUAUUCUCGAGCUUUUUCAUAAACAGGUGAUGAUGGAUGUUGAGGAUUAGUUUAGGCAUUGUGACGAAGUUAUUGUUCCAAGCGUAACAAUUUCGUAUGACAAUGAUGCAAAGUUUACAUCUGUGCCAAUUUUGUACUGUGGAGAUGUAUACACUAAAUUAGGCAUAUUGAUGGGAAUUUGCUAAAUUUGGCUCAC
Molecule: messenger RNA, 2471 nt
Organism: Amaranthus tricolor (Joseph's coat)
Lineage: Eukaryota; Viridiplantae; Streptophyta; Magnoliopsida; Caryophyllales; Amaranthaceae
Exons: 7
Coding region: 172-2238 (688 amino acids)
Cellular component (GO): membrane
Source: RefSeq, a predicted model, not a curated record